Messenger RNA from Schistosoma margrebowiei, 768 nucleotides. The record is from the annotation of a GenBank genome assembly. Lineage: Eukaryota; Metazoa; Platyhelminthes; Trematoda; Strigeidida; Schistosomatidae.
GUGGAUAUUAACAGAGAAUUUGUUUUUAGCUCAAGCGCUUAGACUGAAUUUUCGAGCACGAUGCACAGAGAAGGCGGUCGAUCUUACAAAGCUAUCCAACCUCCUAUUGGUGUUGUUUACAAUUUCUUGCAGAAGAAAGCACGUGUGAGGGUAUGGCUGUAUGAACAGUGUAACUUACGAAUUGAAGGAGUGAUAAUUGGUUUUGACGAGUACAUGAACCUGGUGUUGGCUGACGCUUGUGAAAGGCAUAUGAAGUCAGGAGCUAAAAAACCUUUGGGAAGGAUCCUCUUGAAAGGAGAGACAAUAACGCUUGUCCAGGUUGCGAAUUAACGGAGUUAUCUCGGAUUCUGAUAAAUCACUGUUAAUAUUUCCCACUUUUGUUAGACUUGUCUCUUUAACGUGUUAUUCGUAAUAAUUCAACUCCCCAGUGAUAUCAUAUAUAAGAGAAUAUGGCGAAAGUUAUCGUUGCAUCCAUAUUCGACGUAUUAAGUUGUCUAAAACUGUAUCACUUCCUGUUCACUUUGUUAGCAAUAACUUAUCAUAUUAAUGACUUCCAAAUCAUUCGCACAUCACAUUUAUGGAAAAUUGUUUUGCUUUAUCAAACGAAAAUGUUUUGCUUUGAAAAUAGACGAAAGUAGUUGCAGUGAUUUUGACUUGUAGGGUGAUUAAUAACCUGCAUAAGCUAAUUCAGCGAAAUUGUUGGCUCGAUGGUUCAUUUUACUUAUUUACAUCGUUAGUUUUGCAUGACUGACAUGAUGAUGACGGAAC